UUUCCACAAAAGUCUCAAUCUUCUUUAUUAAUACUGAGAUCAUCUUUCUAGAUUCGUCCUUAAUCUCUCCCUCUUUCCGUCCGAUCUAUAAAACACUACUUUCUACUCUCUCUCUCUCUGAAACCAACACAAAGAUGGAUCAUGAUCUCCAGAUGUUCCCGUUACUCUCCUACGUCAUCCACCACUCCGAUCCCGCUUCCCACGCCCCACCCUCUCUCUCCAUCCAACACUCCCUCGCCAAUCGUUACCCUCUUCUCACCAACCCCCACGUCAUCUCCACACUAAUCGAAUCAAUCCCCACCACAAUCACACAGACCCUCCGCGUCUUCGCCUCUCUCGGUCCUCGCCCCGAUCCUUCCUCCGUCUCCUCCGCUCGUGCCAAGAUCGCUCAGAUCCGAGAGACGACGGACUCCUCGUCUCCCGAGGACGACGCGGCCAAGGAGGAGCAGAUCUACGCUACGGUUGUGAGGUUGGAGGAAGUUCACCAAGGGUACGAGAAGCAGCUUAGGGAUUUGGAGGAUAAGCUGAGCCAAGUUUAUGCCUCGGCGGUUGAGGAGUCCUUCAACGGUGGCGAUGAAGUGAACGAGGAGGUUCUUCAGAUUCUCAACAAGGAUGAGAGGAUUGAUCUCUCUGAUCGUCAGCUUAAGCUUCUCCCUGAAGCGUUAACCAAGAAUGUCUCUUUGGUUUCUUUGAAACUCUCUCGCAACGAUCUCAAGGUACUACCUGAUACAAUCUCAGGGCUUGGGGAGCUAGAGGAGCUUGAUGUAUCUUCAAACCUUCUCGUGUCUCUUCCCGACUCUUUCGGACUGUUACUUAACCUGAGGGUCUUAAACGUAUCCGGGAACAAGCUAACUUAUCUCCCGGAGAGCAUCACGCAGUGCAGGUCACUAGUGGAGUUAGAUGCUAGCUUCAACAACUUGGCUUCUUUACCUGCGAACAUUGGAUACGGGUUACUCAACCUCGAAAGGCUAUCAAUCCAUCUGAACAAGAUUCGUUACUUCCCUAAUUCCAUAUGCGAGAUGCGGUCUCUGAGGUAUCUUGAUGCACACAUGAACGAGAUCCACGGGCUUCCGAUAGCUAUAGGGAGACUCACUAGCCUCCAAGUCUUGAACCUGAGCGGCAACUUCAGCGACUUGACUGAACUGCCUGACACUAUCUCUGAUUUAGCUAGCCUAAAGGAGCUAGAUGUCAGCAACAACCAGAUCAGGGUCUUGCCGGACUCUUUUUUCAGGUCGGAGAAGCUGGAGAAACUGAACUUGGACCAGAACCCGUUGGAGUUCCCUCCGCAAGAGAUUGUUAACCAAGGCGCUGAAGCUGUGAGAGAGUUCAUGAGGAAGAGAUGGGAGGAGAUGAUUGAAGAAGAGCAAGUGAGGAGUUUGAUUGAAGCUGAGAAGCAACAAGGAGGAGUUACAGGUUGGCUUUCAUGGGGAAGCUCCAUUGUUAGUGAUCUGCUUACUGGUGGAGGUACUACUACUCAGGGUGGUGGAGCUAAUAAGCCUAAAGACUCGUAUAUGGAUCAACUGCUCUGAAAUUUAUGUGUUGUGUGCUUGAAGGUCUUUGAUACUCUUUUCUGGUUUUACUUUUUGACAUUGUUGUAGAAAGAGUUCAUAGUUGAAGUCAAGAGAGUAUACUGUCA
Messenger RNA from Raphanus sativus (radish), 1636 nucleotides. Its product is annotated as plant intracellular Ras-group-related LRR protein 3. The record is from RefSeq and is a predicted model, not a curated record. Gene Ontology annotation, molecular function: protein binding. Bases 135 to 1529 code for a protein of 464 amino acids. Lineage: Eukaryota; Viridiplantae; Streptophyta; Magnoliopsida; Brassicales; Brassicaceae. The transcript is spliced from 3 exons.